Vigna angularis (adzuki bean) is the source of this 1510-nucleotide messenger RNA. RefSeq lists its product as uncharacterized. The record is from RefSeq and is a predicted model, not a curated record. The coding region runs from base 144 to 1340 and encodes 398 amino acids. Lineage: Eukaryota; Viridiplantae; Streptophyta; Magnoliopsida; Fabales; Fabaceae. The transcript has 5 exons.
UUUGUUGGCUUCAAUUUCAAGUUCCAGUUGCGGCGUCUCUCCGAGAACUACAGUUCCAAGAACUUUUCCAGCCUAGAAAACUCCAUGUUGCAUUGAAAGCACAUUUUGUUCUGAGUAGUUCUGUCUCUUUCAUCCAGUCAAAGAUGGCUCUUUUGUUCCAGAAAUUUCAAGAGGGUGUGAGAACCCUGGUAAAGCGCCCUGCUUUUUCUAGGGAUCCUAGACAACUACAAUUUGAAGCUGACAUUAACCGAUUGUUCCUUUAUUUAAGCUAUAAUCGUCUAGGAAAGAAUGCUGAUGAAGCACGUGCCGAAGAGAUUAUUGAAAUGGCUGGUAAAGCCUCGUUUGCUGAUCAACAAAUGCAAGUACAAGAAAAUGUUCACUCACAAAUUAAAACAUUUUGCACUUUCAUGGAUGAAAUUCUACUUCCAAAAGAAAAGAUGGUAAAUGAACAUGAACCAGAAAGCACGGUGCCUCACCGAAGUGGCCUUAGUUUUGCUGUGGGUAGGAGUAAUCCAGUCCAGAAUGAACUCGCUGCCCCCAAGACAAUACCAUUAAGCCGAGCUGAAGUUUCUCAAAAUUUAAAAAAUCAACUUGGCUACACUGUUAAUGUCAAACCUUCUCAGAUACCUCACAAGGAUGCUGGCCAAGGUCUUUUCUUAGAUGGCACAGUAGAUGUUGGUGCUGUGGUGGCCUUUUAUCCGGGCAUAGUCUACUCUCCAGCUUAUUACCGUUAUAUUCCAGGGUACCCGAAGGUUGAUGCACUGAACCCUUAUUUGAUUACAAGAUAUGAUGGGAAUGUCAUCAAUGGUCAACCUUGGGAUUGUGGAGGUGACAACCGAGAACUAUGGAAUGGUUGGAAAUCUGGAGAAAUCAAACCUGAUGUGAAAGGAGCUGAGCCUGAGAGAGGUUCAGAAAGGUUUUGGAAACUACUUAGUAAGCCUUUGGAAGGCUACAAAGGAGAUAACGCUGAAGUGAUUGAGCGUAGAAACCCAUUAGCCUUAGCUCAUUUUGCCAAUCACCCUCCAAAAGGGGUGCAACCAAAUGUCAUGAUUUGCCCAUAUGACUUUCCAUUGACUGAAAGCGACAUGAGAGUCUACGUUCCAAAUUUGUUGUUUGGAAAUGCAGAGGUAAAUAUGAGGAGAUUUGGCAGCUUUUGGUUCAAGGGAGGGUCAAAAAUUAGUGGAUCACAUGUUCCAUUACUGAAAACUCUUGUUCUGGUUGCUACUAGGCCUCUUCAAGAUGAGGAACUCCUUCUCAAUUACAGGCUGAGCAACACCAAGCGGAGACCAGAAUGGUAUAUUCCAGUGGAUGAAGAAGAGGACAGGAGAAGAUGGAGUUAGUCAAUCAUCCAAACAUCCGAACAACUUCGUAAUUCAGAAUUCCCUUGUUUCUGUCUCAGCAAGGAUGCUGAGCAACACUUAUACAAACUUGUUCUUGUAAUCCUUAUUCGGAUGUUAUUUGUGUUGACUCAGCAAGGAUGGUGAAAUUUUUUCGAGAUUGAUUUUGUUGC